Molecule: messenger RNA, 12033 nt
Organism: Rhipicephalus microplus (southern cattle tick)
Lineage: Eukaryota; Metazoa; Arthropoda; Arachnida; Ixodida; Ixodidae
Gene: Mondo
Product: MLX interacting protein mondo
Biological process (GO): regulation of transcription by RNA polymerase II
Cellular component (GO): nucleus
Molecular function (GO): protein dimerization activity; RNA polymerase II cis-regulatory region sequence-specific DNA binding; DNA-binding transcription factor activity, RNA polymerase II-specific
Source: RefSeq, a predicted model, not a curated record
CGCAGAGGAAAGUAAUGGCCACGCCACUAUGGCGCGUAGUGCUAGCUCGAGCUCCAGCUGUGAAGUGAGAAAUGUGUGUUGUCGGGGUGUUUCGGUAGCAGAUCUGCGCCGCGAGUGAAUCAUGACUGCCAGCAGCAUGCAACUGAACCGGGAGACGCUGCCUCUCGAAGAGGACGAACUGGCAAGGCUGUCCCGGAAGGCUCCGACGGAGAUCAUCCACAGCGGACACUUUAUGGUAUCCGACAUCGACGAUGCAGACAACACGGACGAAGUUGCGCGAGCCAGCGAGUCGGACUGUGCGACCGAAGUGCCCGGCUCGCUGGCCGCCCCUCUGGCCGAAGCCGUCGAAGAGAUCUCUUUCGACCCUGACGAGGAAAUGGAAGUGGACAAACAUUUGAAGCCGCCGUGCCAUAUAGCCAUCGAUGGUUCGCUGACCAAGCUCUUCGAGUGCAUGACUCUGGCAUACAGUGGCAAGCUGACAUCACCUAAGUGGAAAACAUUCAAGGGACUGAAGCUGCGCCUGAAGGACAAGAUUCGUCUGAACAACAUCAUCUGGCGAGCUUGGCACAUGCAGUUUGUGGCUAGAAGAAGUCCCUAUGUGUGCCAGUUUGCAUCGCCACUUGAAGGAGACACUCACAACAAACCUGAGGCCAUUGUCAUGGAGGGCAAGUACUGGAAGCGCAACUUCGACAAUAUCACCGCCGAGUACAAGAAGUGGAGAAUGUUCUUCUGCAAAAAGAACUCGCGGUUUAGGACUGGGAGAGACUCCAGCACUAAUCCUGUAGACUUGGACCUCCGCUGGCUCUCUCAUGGAGGUUUGAUAGAUGAGGACUUUUUCAUGGACCUCUCAGAAAGCCUCUUCAGCAGCCUGAACCAGCCUUUUGACUUUCCAAAUCCAAGGGAAAUCGCUACGAGGGCUGGCAUAGCAGACUUCAUUCAGCCAGGCCUUAUUCAGCUGCAGCCAGCAUUUGAGGAUUUCAUGGACACACUAGAACCUCUAUCAGAUUACUUCAACUCAAAGCUUCCAACAUUGCCGGAAGAAGGCUCACUCAGUGCUGAAGCAACUACUGUUCAGCCAUUCGGAAUACAGCAGCAGCAGCGGCCGGCCUCUGUGUUCGGUGCUUCCUCCCGGCAGCAGGCAGGUGUAGCGAAUCAUCAACUGCAGCCGCCGCCUACACCCGCAACUGUACAACCGCAGGCACCACAGCAGUUCGCCGCAGAUGCAGCCGCUGCAGGGCCAGGCUUCUCCCUUUGCUCCCACACUGUCACCUCAGCAGUCAGCAGCAGCAGCAGUAGUGAACAGCAUCGAGGGACUCCUAGCGUCGGCUGCACAGCAGCAGCAGCCGCAGCAGCCUUCGCCACCAGCCGCUGGCUUCCCCUGGCAAUCGCUCCCAGACCAUCGUUAGCAACUGUACCUUUUGGAGCCGAAGUACCCCAGUACGUGCCCAAACAGUCGAUACGACCUCAACCGAAGCUUAUGCCACGUCCCCCAGAGCAUGCCAGGCUGGCAGCUGAGCACCACGCAGGUGAAAAGGUUGUGCAGGGGGGUGCCACAGCCAAGCGGCCAUUGUAUCCUGCAUCGCAAGAAACGAUGGAGACUGUUGAAGGCCAGUACAGCAGCAGCAGCAACCUGAUGCGUCCAUUGGCAGGUGGUUUCAUGCCAGCUGAGAAUGCGGUCCCUGCUACGGGCAAGAACAUGAACUUCGCCAUGCCAAAGGUUGCUACGCAGCCAAAGAGCCGGACCAGGUCUCGCAGCAUGUCUACACCGCAGAGCAACUCGAAAAUGUCCACGGCGUUGGCUACUGCCCCAGUUGCAAAGCAGGCUUUAUCUCUAAAUCAGCUACCCCAAGUCAACUCGCCACCACAGGUCUUGACACCCAAGCUCUCGGUGUCAGUGUCUUCAUUGCCAGGAUCCAUGCCAUCCAACUCAGUAUCUCCACCUUUGCAACAAAGUGCUGUUCUCACUCAGCUGUUAGCAUCAGGAAAUGGCUUUUCAUGGGAAGCUCAGGCAGCAGGUGGGAGUAACACACCAAACAGCACAGGGGGAGCCCCAAGUCCUCCCACAGUUACCAUCAUUAACUCUGUGGCACCAUCCCUACCUGCAACAGUUGCACAGCCACAGGCCUUCGUCAUCUCUCCUGUCACACUCUCUCAGAAAUUAUCUUUUGGCAUUCCAGCUGCUCCUGUAGUCGGUCAACAAGCCAAGGCUACAGAUGUCCCUGCAGGCUCAGUUUCUUCAAGUCCAGCAAAGCCAUUUAGGCCGAAGUCAGACGAGGAACGCUUUCAGUACAAGGAGCACCGAAGGGUGUGCCACAUCAAUGCGGAGCAGAAGCGACGCUUCAAUAUCAAGAAUGGCUUUGAAUCCCUGCGGCAUCUGCUGCCCUCUCUGAGCCAAAACCCAGACUCAAAGGUCAGCAAAGCACAGAUGCUGCAACAAGCUGGGGAGUACAUCCGAACACUAAAAAAUGAGCGUCAGCAGCAGCAGGAAGAAGCAGACAGGUUGAAGAAACAGAUUGAGUCUUUCAACCAGGAAAUCAGCUUGUACCAGAACCAGCUCCCUGCAACAGGUGUUCCAUUGCCGUGCCAACGAACGAAUCAUCUAAAAGAAAGCUUCGAAGAAUACGUGCGGGCCAGGACACUUCAGAAUUGGAAGUUUUGGGUUUUCAGCCUUCUUCUGGAGCCGCUGCUGGAGUCAUACAACCAGACCGUCUCCAAGGCCGGGUUCGACGAAAUGUGCAAAACGGUGCUCGUUUGGGUUGAGCAGUACUGUUCGCUCAGGGCUCUGAGGCCAGGUGUCCUGGAUUCAUUGAAGCACCUCAGCAAAUCUACAAACAUACUUUCUGACCCAAGUCGGCUACCAGAGGAAGCCACACAGGCAGUUACCAAGAGGGAGUCAGUGCCACAGUUCAAGUUCUCAACUCAGCGUCAGAAGGAAAGGUAACAGUUCCUGUGAAACCACCGACUAACAGUGCAAGUAGUGGUCCGCAGAAAAGUCAGCCCGCCUUGGCUAAGAUUAGAGUCAUUGCAGUGAAGCCAUGGCUUCCCCUUUUCGGCUGGGAUAUGCCACUCCUGUCUGCAGUGGCACAGAUAAGUCACUUCAACUACCCUCAGCCACUGGGGCCACCGUGUGGCCGCAUUGUGUUUUGUAAAUGCCGAGAAUGCCCAUUCCUUUUGGAGGCAGCUUGCAGUGUUAGAUUAUGUGAUUGCGAGAGAGAUUCUCUCUCAGCACUUGUGCCUUUUUGUCGAUUGCUUGCUCUUGCUUCUGCUUUGCUGAAUUACCUCCUCCUUUUGUUUAGCCUCAUAUGUGACCUUUUUGUACACACUGUCAUCAGCAUAACUUGUAUGUAUGGUUUUCUUAUAGAUACUUCGGUACAUGAAUAACACGCCUUACUUCGGUACAUGAAUAACACGCCUUGCUCUCUCUUUAUAUUUACUUACAGGUUUGCUGUCAACAAAAACAUUUUUUUUUACCUUUUACUUACUUGGCAACUUUCACACAUUUGAUGCGUGCCACCUAUCAAAGCCACUGCCCACCUCUGAAUACAGUAGACUCUCAUUAAACAUAACCUGAAGGGAGUGGGAAAACGUGUUCUAUUUAACAGAAGUUUCGUUUACCGAGAGGUGAGCUGGGUUGCAGCAUUCAAGUAUGAAGCCAAUUAUAUGAGAGGCAGUUGUUCCAUUUAAGCAGCAGUUCUGUUUAACAGAUUCUCGUUUACUGAGAGUCCACUGUACUUCAAUCAUGCCAAUCGUAAAACUCCGUUCUGAAGUUCCGACAUGCUCGUACAAAAAUCUACAGAGGCUAGCAAAUUGACAUGACACCUGCGUGCAGCAGCAGAUGAAGAGUGCGUUGUUGCAGUCUUCAUUUUUAUUGCAUGAUUUAGCGUACUGAAGAUCGUGCAAAAACAGGAUAUUCGAAGAAUUCUGUGGCCGCAGUAUUGUCUAAAAUAUCAAGCCGCUAAAGUAAAUGCACUGUUCGUUUUGCCAAGCAUGCAGUCUUUUGCAGUGCAUAAUACAAGAAAAUGCUGCUGAUUAUACUCCAUCUCACCACUGCCAUUCAGUACCACCAAGGCUAUGGAAUGCAAGCAAGCUGCGUGCUUGUGCACCAAAACAUAGUUUCAGAAAUAAUUACUUUACAUUCAGUAGUAUUGAGACAUUUAUGCUUGUUUGGCCCAUGUUACAUCACAUUGAUACAUAAUAUUGUUUAUUCUUCUUUGCAUUGAUGUCGUUUGUCUUUAAUUGCCAUAUCAGUAACCGUUGGCCAACCGAUUACAAAUCAACUUGGCAGCGCCCAUGCAGAUGUCACCACCAGCUUCAAUCCGAACUAGUGCUUUCUGUUCUCCCACUGCGCUGGCCGCAGCAAACGAAUAGUUGAAUGAGCCAUCGCCCUGUGCCAUUUCAGGCUGAGGACAAAGCAUCAGGUACCUUUGGUUGUUAUUCUUGAGGUAACCGUUUGUUUAGCGCCGCCUGCUAAGACUAAUGCAUUAAGAAUUUCAUAACGGUUUUUGGAAUUAGCACAAUAUAGUCACGGAUAUAUUUUGGCCCAUUAGUCUAAAGCAGAGAACAGCUUUAAUUUGUAGCUUACAAAUCACACAGCGCAUGAUGGCCGACUUGAUAAACUCAAAGCAGAGAGCACCAAAUGCAAUGGGUGCAUCCAUUAUUUUUUCUCGGUGAUGCUGUCCGUUCACUUUGCUCGCCCUACGUAUGCGAGCAGACGCCAGGGAGACACCAAGAGCAAGACACAACGCGGUUAAAUACAUGUGUUGAGGCUAAUCGGCCUUCCUAUUGGAUAAAAGGCCCCGUAGUAUUCACAGUGCUAAAAGGAGCUUCUGAGAUGGAGUAUAGUCUGUACCUUCGCCGGCACGUGUUGCGGGAAUCGAGAAAUCUUCCCGAUUUGGAGAAAAUUUGGUAUAUGGAGCAUAUCGGCAGUUCUGCGAAAGGUAUGGUUGAAAAACUGUGGCCUGCCCUAAGUAGUUUGUGUAUUGGAUGUAUUGGAAUCUGGCGUUGUUUUUCUGUGGCUUGCAAAAUUUACCAAUGUUACCCAUCUCCAGUCCAGUGUGUGUCAUCAAGCACUUGUAGACUGGUUGGGACAGCAGGACAGCAUUAUGUGCUUGACUUGUAACAUCACAAUCUGCAUUAGUGCAGAGAUGCUAGACCGUCAUUAUUUAAUUAAAAAAGGUUUAACCUUUACUGGUCGUGUUUUGCUACCAGGGGCACUUUGUAACAGCUUAAAAAACUAUUUUUGUACUGUGCCGGCACCAGUUGCAGGAAUGCUUAUUAAUUUAUUGCCUUCCUUUGGAACACUUUAUAGAGCUGGGUUGUGUGUGACUUCAGGAGUUUCCCUGAUCUUCUCUCAGCAUGGCUGAAAAAUUGCAAAAAACAUGGAAUGUUACACCAGCAUGUAUACUUGAAAGAUAGUUUGUAUAUACCAUUAGGCAUGCCUACAAAUGUACUGUCUGUGUUGUUUCCCAGAGCUUUGUAUAACGAUUACCCUUUUCAAUUGAAUCUAGAGCUAUAAGUGCUGUUGUAGAGAAUCCAUUGGCACAGUAGCACAGUAACUUUAAGAGGUAGCCACUCUAUGCUUCUGUGUACAUUCAGCUUCCAUUAAUAUGGCCACUGUAGUAUGUACUGUUACAUCACAUUAAAGCAAACCUCAUUAACACAUUUUACUGCUUGAUAAACAUCUGAGAAACCUUAACCCAUAAGCCUGUUGCUUUAUAUUUCAGUACAACACGUACUGGUGAAAUUGGUUUCUGAGUCUUAAAGUGCCUAAUAUUAAUUAAUUUUUAAUUAAAAAUUCUGCACAUAUAUGCUACCAGUUAAGCUGUGAAAAAUUUACCACAUAGACUGAUCGGAAACUUGGCAGCUCAAAAUUAGGGAAAAAGAAUUGAAUUGAAAACGAAAAUUGAAAAAGUGAAAUUCCAGGCACGGUGUGAAUAUUCGAGCACAUCAAGUAUUCAAACGAAUAUUAGAAUUUUUGAAUUUGCUUCGAUGCAGAUUUAAAGUAAUCAAAAUGUCAAAGCAUUCGAAAUGAACGAAUAUACGUAUAUAAACUGCAAAUCUCUUCUUGUAAAGGUGGUUUGACUGUAGCGGAGGGGUGCUGUACCCGUGAUUAUUUCUAUAAAGGGGAAUUAGCUCUGCCAUGAAGCCCCACUUGAAGGUUAAAUGAACAUAUUACCCUCACAUCGAUUUGGCAUUUUUUUUAGUUUAAAACCUUAUCAAUAUCGGCUUAUAGUAUGCUCUAGGCAGGGUAAACUUUAAAAUGUAACAUAUUUUACAGGCUGUCGCUUGCAUUCUACCGAAAGUCAAAUGCUGCUACUUUUCAAGGUUGCUUCUAUUUCCCUUGGAAGCUCAUGCCUUGUUUCAAUAUUUUAAAUUACUGUGCAGGUUAGUUUGGCCUUAACAUUUAUAUUCAUUCUAAUUAAAAUUAUUCAAUGGAAUCACUAUUUCAACAACACCUGCUUCGAAAACUAGGUUCGAAAGUUUCGAAAAUAAUUUUUCCAGCCAAAACACAUCACGAGUUUUGUCAUACUGGCGAUUAUUAAAUUCUUAAUUAAAUCGGAAAGAAUAUGCGAAUGGUCACAUCAUGACGUUCCGACGCAGCGAAGAGCAGGCGACAUGCUGCUCGCGUGUCACUACUGUGUUGCAGUGAAGAUGUCUUGUUUUCCGCAGGCGCACAUUUUAGUUGAUCACGACAGCAUGUUAUGUUUGUUUGUUUCCCUGGUGGCAGCAGCGAAGCCCGUCGUUCCUCUGUGUUUGCGGCAAAAUAAAGACCAAGCAUUGCUGGAAAGCAUAUUGGAGCCGCAAGCUAGCCAGCACAGCAAACUACAAGCACUGAUUACUUUGAAUAGUUUUAAGUUUCUUGCAUCCCACUUUUUGUAUGUUGUGUUAAUUCAAAGAUUUCUCGCCGCCCCAGUGACUUCAAAUUAACGAGGCUUUACUGUGGUUGGUAAUAAGAUAGCGCUCAGUUUUGCAUUCGUGCACUGUUAUGAAAGAAUACGGUGAGCUGUCUUUAUGUUCAUUUCACACUCGUCAUCAGAAAAAUUAAGCCAAAUUCGUUCUGUCCUGGGUAAGGGCUGCACUUCUCAAGGUGGUGACAAGAAAGUGCAGCCUUUGCACAGCACCCUAUGAUAAGUCCAGCAGCACACACUCCGGCAUGCCUGAGAUUGCAAAUCAAUACAGAAAGCAUUUGGCGUGCGUAUGUGGGUAUAGAACAUUGCUAAGUCGCAGGCAGUCAAGUUACUCCAUAUGAAAACAUAACGGUUGUUGGCUGUAUACCAUUGGAAAACAAAGCUCCUGUGUGCCUUGUCUUGUAUAUGAUUGCAGCUUAUUAGAUCUUGUUUGCUUAAUGGCUUCCAGUCUUAUUGAUAUAACUGUACCUGCUCCCACCAUUCACUUUCAUGCCAGGGAAUUUCACCUAUCUUUUACUUUCACCAUCCUUAACUAGUUGCUCAAGUUUCUACGUUGUCAUGCAUUUUAAUCUAAUCCAGUCAAGCAGCUUGCAGUAGUUGGGGCUAAGCUGUUAAUACCAUCUUUCAGAUUUUCCUUUGUGUCUUCCUCCUGACUUAUUGUACUACGAUAAAAAGUACCAUGGGUAGUUGACGUUUGAGUUUUGAGUUUGAGUUUAUUCAACCACGUGACAAGUACACGAAAGUACAAUGUAUACGUGGUUUGGUGCGAAGGGAAAAAAGCUGCAUUUCACAGCUUGACUGGCCCCUUCACCCAGAAAAAAUCUAAACUACAAAUUUACAAAAAAAUUACAAACAUUACAGGCAGCGGAAAGCGACAAUACAAAAAGAAACACGCAUGUGGCCCAUGACAGCAAAUAAUAGAAUCACAACUCUAAAAUACAUACAAAAAUAUUCAUAACAAAGCAAUGCAUGAAAGAAUAAAAACUGAAUAACCAUUUCAGAAAUCACCCAACAUUCAUUUGUUGGGUGAAUAACCAUUUCAGAAAUCACCCAACAUUCAUUCAUGUUGGGUGACGUGCUUAUUUUAAGACAAUCUUUACGUGAAAAAGAAACUGACUUUCCUUUUAGCAUGCUUUCUGUUUGGUGUUUCCACAGCUGGGAACAUCAGUGAAAAUACUUUUUGGGUAUUCCCUUCAUAAUCAUGUUGGUUGUGUUGCUCUCGUGUCUCCUUAGCCUAUCUUUUGUUAAAAAAACAAAUUUCGGUCUCGUCAGUCUAGGCAGGCAUAAUAUUUCUGGCCACCAUACUAAUGAAAUUUGUUUCACUGUCUUGCAAACCGCUGGGAAAGCUGCUUAGUUGCCUAAGUGUGUACGUUCCUUAGUGAUUAUGCGAUAUCCGCCAUCUGCAAUAAAUUGCAAGGUUCACGACAAUACAGUGUUACCACUUCAGAGCUGUGCUGAAAGAAUGUGCAGAGCAGUGACUGAAAGAAUAAAAGGGCAAUGGCAAGCUAGGUGGGAAAAAGGGAGGAACUGUCAAAGAUGGGAUGCACACUAAAAUAUUGUGACAAUUAAAGGGGUCACUUUUUCAAGUAACCGUGGAAUGAAUUCACUGGAAGACCUUAUUGCCUCUCGAAUUCAACGCCACAAAAAUUUUAAGAAUCUGCCCAGUGCGAGUGGAGUGGGCUGCAACUGAAUUCUCUCUUCUCUCGUCCCAACUAAAGUGCUAGAGGCCAUGCAGGGAGAGAUGGUAGGCGCAGAGAAAAUACGUCAGGCGCGCCUCAUGACCUUGAGCACUUUAUCUUUUUCUUUUUUCUUCGAGUGCGCAACUUUUUUCGUGUGAUCACGCACGUACGCGUGGACAAGUCGCAGCCUGCCGUGGCGAUCUCUGUAACGACCGAGCGCGCCAUGUUCAAAUCAGGCAAUGGCUGAUAGAUAGGUUUGCUAGGAGUGGUUUUUAAGCAUCUUACGUCAUUUGUCGAGAGUAGAGAAAGCAAUUUUUAGCUGAAUUUGAUCAUCUAUUGUGAAUUACAGGUCGUGUGCUGCGCUAUAAUAUUUGGCUCGCGUGUUGUUGAGAGCCUUUACUACCGAUCCGCAACGUUUUCUGACCACGCUCAAAAUGUCUUGCAGGGCCCCUUUAAGCAUUAGCAUGCCCACCUGAGGGACUAAUAAUUGAAUGGGUGUGCCAUGGCUUAAGUUUUCAGACAGGAAUGUACAACUGUGCUAAUGCAAUUGGCUUCUGUUAGUUUGGUUUUGAUAUAUUUGACAAGUUAACUGUUGGAAUCAUCCAAAUGGUUGCAUUAAUAGUACACAAAAAAGCAUGCACAAAGUCACGGUUGCAUUAUUUUUAGCAGUACUUGCUUCUUUCUAACCCUGCUUGUGCUAUGUGUCCUCCAUUUUUACAAGUGAAGUAGAAAGCAAAGUGUAUGUGUACAUCUGGCAAGCGUCUGAACUUGUAACGAGACAAUGAGCACCAUGGUUCCGGCAAUCAAGAAAAAAAAAAGUGAAAAUAAAAGAGGGGCUUACAGAGCUGACAUUCACAGAAUGGGCAUUUAUUUGUGUUCGAUGUCUACUAUCAUCACUCGCAGGCAGCUUUUUAUAACCAUGAGCUAUGUAUCGCCAUCUGUGCAGUCCACUGCAAUUGAUAUAAUACAGCGUUUUCUUGAACUAUUGUGUAACCAUUGUGAACAGAAUUGUGUUUCACACCUACGCUAACUACAUUGCCAGUUCACCCUGUGGUGCACUGAGAUAGUUUUAAGCUGAAAGUUGGGCAUUUCUGCCAGUUACGUACAUGAAAACUUGUUUUGUUACCUUGAGAUUUUAACGACAGUACGGGUGGCUUUCAAGUUAAGCUAUUGCCUAUACAAUUGGUCUCAUAACCGACUGGAACAUUCGGACACCUUUAGCCUGCACAAUAUUAAGUAUAAGGUGCACAUUAUUAAGGGGCAAGUUUAUUAUAGUAAACCAUAAUCGAGGUCAAUAUUCUAUAUUUAGCAACUGUGUCUGUAUUGAACUUAAAAAAUUAGUGCAUUCGGACAUUGAUGAAACUAAUUACCUGGUAUAAUUAAGUCAAUAAUAACUGUCUGAUCACUGUUGCUAUAAAACAGUCGUGCAUUUCUGUAUGUUAAGUGUUGUUUCACGUGACUUAGGGCUCCUGCAUGCCGACUACUCAAGGUUCACUUGUCCCGAGUAGGCCCAUGUCAAGAUCAAAAUUAAUGUGCGGACAGUAGGAAUGUGUGCCCACUGGCCACAGCUAGUUCUUCGCAACAAACUAAGUAGGAAGAAAUCUAAUUAGCUCGAGUUGAUUAAUAGAACUAUGCUGGUCUACCUAUUGAAACUACGGAACUGCUGUUUCUUUACAUCUGAAACAAGGGAGUACAUAUGUGGAUGAAGCAUUUGUUGUUGUCACGCAAUAGUGGCCGUGCACAUGAACAUCCCUACACAUUUUAUGUUCUAUAAAAAAACCUGGCAUUCAUUAAUGCAGAAUCAGGUGUAUUGUGUGUUGGCUUAGGCAGGCGCCUUGAAUGCAUAUAUUUUUAUGACACAUUGCAGUUUUAAGUUCGUGUGCUCUUAAGAACAAGUACAUAGAAGUUCUGCAUCUGCUUUAUUCUACUUUCUAGCUUUCUUGGAGUACAUUUUCAUUGUUUCAGCAGAGCAGUAGCUCUGUAUUUGAGUAUUCGAAUACCUUUGUAUUUGAGUACCUUUGUAUAGAAGUGCUCAUUUGGAAAGCACGAACUGCUGGGAUCUGCAGAAACGUGCAAGAUGUUGUUUGAGUUUGCUCAGUUUCAUUGAGCUAUGUUAUAAAUAGUGAACCAACUUGUUCUAGUGUCAUAUGACCUUGAAAAGAUUAUUGCUGCCUUACCACUGAGUGCGCUCAAUCAUAGCGUGAGUGACGGUUGAUAAACAUGUUCCUAAAGGGCUUGUUUUGUAUAAAUUAAGUGUUUUUUUUAAUUGUGCAAUCUGUAUCUGGCUUCUAUGUUGCAAUAGCAACAUCACUGUUUAUUUAUUAUAAAAUAAUUUUGUUCUGAUAACAGAAGUAGUUCCAAAAGCCUGUUUAACACACCAAUGAAAGCAUUUUAAGUCUGCUGUUUGAAUCGUUUUAAAUUUGGGUAACGUUUUUUUUUGUCUUGUGGGAAAACAAUGCUUGCAACAGAAUCGAAAGUUGGGUUAGUUGGAUAUGCAUGGUAUAACUGUCGUUCAAGCGCAGAAAGGAAAAGAGGAAGCGCUUGUCCUGUCUUCCUUUCUGUUUACUUGUGCACUUCAACGACAGUUAUGCCAACAAUGCUUAUGGCUCCUGUCAUCUGGAGUCAUGCCAAGCAGUAUUGGGAGCAGCUAUAAUCUUUUCAAAGAUGAAAAAUGUAUGUUUGUGUACAUAUGUGCAGUGUCUUUCUUGAUUGUUAUGUUUUCAAUAACCAUUAUUUUGUGUUAUUUGGCCCUUUAGCAUAUAGCUUAUUCUUUUUGAUUUUCUGUAUUUCCUGUAAUUUUAGUAAGAGCUGUUUCUUUGGGGCUUUGAUGAGUGGUUUAUAAAUGGCAUGCACUUAAUGAUGGGCUGUGGGCAAACUCAUGACAAAAGUGCUGGACAAAUACAAAUGUGGUGCAGAAAUGUGCAAGCUCUGCUAGCUGUAACAUUGGUCACUUCAUCUCUGAGCUAGCCAAAUAGCCAGAUUACCAGCUGCUUGAGGACAAAUAAUAAGAUCCUCACUUCUUUACUUUGAGUCACAACUACACAAAAGUCUAUGCUGUCCAUGUUUUUUUAUCAUUUUUUUUUUCAGAGACACUGUACUGAAUUUCAAGUUAAAUGUCUGUUAACUCUAGUCACCAAAUUGUGCCUGACAUAGUGUCUUUCUUUAUAUGUGUAUACUUGGUAGAGCCUUAGAUGAAAUAUGGCAUCAUGAAUAAUGUCAGACGUGCAAUUCUGCAUGAUAAUAGAAACGUGCAUGUGUGCCAAACUUAAUUUUGUGUGUUAAGGAAAGCAAAAUCUGCCUUGGUUUGUAAAACGAAAAAAAAAUAUAAACUUGCCUUGAGGCAUUUAAUGAAUUGCCUGCUUCUAAACACAGUGAUGUGUUCAGGGAUCUGUAUGCCCUGCCCUCCCUGUGUUGUCUCUGCAAAUAAAGAGCAGACUCAGUUUUUA